CCAGUAAAGACGAAGAGGCGAGUUCGGGCUCAAGUGCAUGAAUACGGAAGCACAAGGUCUAGACCUAUUUUUUGCUGCGAGAUGGUUGCAAACAAUAUGCGAAUCGUCGCCAUCGUCGACGCAUCCUUCGAAGAGCAGAUCCAGGAAGUAGCAGCGUUCUUCUCUCGCUCGCGGCCAGAAGCCGAGCGUGACGAGUUUAUUGCUUCGUUCCAGCCCAAGAGCAGCGCAGCAUCAGCCGAAUCAACAGCAGCAGCGGAAGCCAAAGAUGGGAGUGAGCAGCCCAAGGAGGACGCAGCGCAGCAGGUUCCGCUGGACGAGCGACGGGCGCUCAUAGAGAAGUUGGUCGCUGAGAUCAAGGAUGCCGGGGAAGGGAGCGACAAGGACGUGGAAGGCGCACACAACCUGCUUGUAUCUCUGAUCGUUGACGCGUUUGAGGGGGAGGAGGGCAAGGAGUCCGAGCUCCUGUCCAAGAUCAUCUCCGUGUUGAGCAAGACUGGGAGUGCGGAGAAGAACGCGGUCAAAUACCGAGUGCUGUCAAACAUCUUCAACUUCCUCCCCCCCACCUCGCCCCUUCGGUACACCACUUUUAACGCUCUUCUCACUUUUGCUGCGUCGAACGACGAGCUCGAGCUGGUGUCACCCUCGCUCUUGCUCCUCCCGCAGUGGCUCGCUCAGUGGCAGAUCAGCGAGGCGCAAAAGGAGCAAUGCCUCGCCUCUGUCUCCAAGGUUCUCAACGAGAACGGCGGCGACGGAGAGGACCAAAAGAAGGCCUAUGGCUUCCAACUACUCUACCUCCGGUUCCUCUCCUCGCAGCAGACGUCCGUGGAAAAGGCCAAGGAGGUCGCCGAAAAGGUGAUCGCAGAUGCGAUCCGGUUGCCAUCCAUCUUCGACUUUGAAGAGCUCGCGCAGAUCCCGGCGGUACAGGCUUUGAAGGGGUCACCCGCCGGCGAUUUGCUUGCCAUCUUGACUGAGGGAAGUGCUGCAGACUUAAAGACUUGGCUCGGAAACAACAAGUCGGAGGCACAAAGGCUGAAUAUUCCUGAAGCGGAGCUUGACCGGAAAGCCAGGCUUCUGGACCUCGCGGGGUUGUGUGCUCAGAGCGUUUCUAAGGAGAUUACGUACGAGCAGAUCGCAAAGACCGUAGGUGUCAGCGAGGAAGACGUCGAGCUAUGGGUCAUUGAUGUCAUUCGCGCCGGCCUUGUGUCUGGCAAGCUGUCGCAAGUCAACAAGAGCUUCCGCGUCUACCGGUCUACGCAUAGGACUUUUGGUAAGGAGCAGUGGCACGCGCUCGAGGAACGUCUGGUUGAAUGGCAGUCGGCCAUCAGCAACAUUCUCGGCACGCUCAGCAAGGCACGACCCGCCGCGGCGGCAAGCGCCUCUGCCACCAAAGGCGCACCGGCUCCCGGGCAAAACGCUGCGUCGAACGGCGAGCGCAUUUCUGUAGCAUAGCUGCGUCGCAUACAUAAUGGGACGCCAUGUCUUGGGAGGAAGUUGGG
This is a messenger RNA of Tilletiaria anomala UBC 951, 1496 nucleotides long. RefSeq lists its product as uncharacterized. Lineage: Eukaryota; Fungi; Basidiomycota; Exobasidiomycetes; Georgefischeriales; Tilletiariaceae. The record is from RefSeq and is a predicted model, not a curated record. Gene Ontology annotation, biological process: cytoplasmic translational initiation. Gene Ontology annotation, cellular component: cytoplasm; eukaryotic translation initiation factor 3 complex. Bases 97 to 1449 code for a protein of 450 amino acids. Gene Ontology annotation, molecular function: translation initiation factor activity. The transcript has 5 exons.